Molecule: messenger RNA, 1877 nt
Organism: Manacus vitellinus (golden-collared manakin)
Lineage: Eukaryota; Metazoa; Chordata; Aves; Passeriformes; Pipridae
Gene: SMPD2
Product: sphingomyelin phosphodiesterase 2
Exons: 11
Coding region: 247-1476 (409 amino acids)
Cellular component (GO): cytoplasm
Molecular function (GO): sphingomyelin phosphodiesterase activity
Source: RefSeq, a predicted model, not a curated record
GCCCGCCCGUCCCUCGGGGAGCUGGGAGCGGAGAGCGCCUCGGAGGGCUCGGCCUUGGUAGGAGACGCCGGUGUUUGCACUGCGCAGGAACGGGACGAGCAGCUCGCCUUUCUGCUACGCCAGCCCGGAUCCCUGGCUCUGUCCUGCACCUUCCACCGGCUCCCCGGGGCUGUCCCCCCAGUCUGCUCCCUGCAGGACCCCCCCUGCCCAGCGUUGCCCUCUGGUCCCCGCAAAAUCCAGCAAGAGAUGGAGGGCGAUCCCGCCCUGCGCCUUCGUGUCUUUGACCUCAACUGCUGGGCCAUUCGCUACCUGAGCAAACGGCGGCAGGAGCGCAUCCGGCUCAUCGGGGACAUGCUGCGCCAGGAGGACUUUGAUCUGGUGCUUCUUCAGGAGGUGUGGAGUGAACGGGACUACAGUGACUUGAAGGUGAAACUAGGAGGCUGUUACCCCUUCUCUCAUUACUUCCGCAGUGGGGUGAUCGGCAGCGGCCUCUGCGUCUUCUCCAGGUUCCGCAUUCUGGACACGCUCCUCUACCAGUACUCGCUGAAUGGGUACCCCUACAUGCUCCAGCAUGGGGACUGGUUUUGUGGCAAAUCCGUUGGCCUUGUCAUCAUCAGGAUCUCAGGGAUCAUCUUCAACAUCUAUGUCACCCACCUGCACGCCGAGUACUGCCGGGAGAAGGACGCCUACCUGCCCCACCGCCUGGUGCAGGCCUGGGAGCUGGCACAGUUCAUCCGACACACCUCCAAGGCGGCUGAUGUGGUGCUGCUGGGAGGGGACCUGAACAUGCACCCCGAAGAUGUGGGCAUCCGGCUGCUGCGUGGCUGGACGGGGCUGCGGGAUGCCUUUGCUGAGGCCGCACACUUUGAGGGCUGUGAGGAUGGUUGUACCCUUGUCCCCAACAACUGCUUCACGGACAAAUCAGAGCUGCUGCCCUUCCCACUGGGCAUCCGCAUCGAUUACAUCCUCUACAAGGCCAUCUCCAGCUUCAUGGUAAAGUGUGAAGAGCUGAAGACCACCACAGGGGCAGCUCCGGGCAUGGACGUCCCCUUCUCAGACCAUGAAGCUGUGAUGGCAACACUGCACAUCCAGAGGCAGAGACAGGCUGCGGGUGCCACCCUCGCCACUGCUGAGCCAAUGCUGGUAGAUGUGGUGACAGAGGCACGGACAGAGGUGGCCGUGGGGCUGCGGGCAGCACAGCGGCAGCGCUACUCCUCGGGCAGGAUGGCCUUGCUGGCCCUGCUGCUGCUGCUGCUGCAGGCCGUGGCCGCACUGGGUGCGCUGGCAGGGCUGGACGCUGGGCAGCCCUUCCCCAAGCUCUCCUUCUGCCUGCUGGCCUUCCUUGCCAUCGGCAUCCUCCUUCUUGCCACUGGUCUCCACCUGUUUCACACCAUGGAGGUGAAGAUGCUGCACAGCACCGAGGAGCAGAUGCGGAUGGUGCUGCAGACGCUGCAGGAAUGUCCCAGUGACGGCUGAACUGAGGCUGUGGGUGUCCCACAAUACCCCUCCAGUGACAGCUGAACUGAGGCUGCGGGUGCCCCACAAUACCCCUCCAGCCCCACUGUGUCCCUUUUUGAUCCUUUUUUUAGCUGGCUUCUGGCAGCAGUGCAGCCAAUGCAGUAGUGCAGGUUUGACAUUUGCCUCUGAGAGAAAUUAAGAUAUUGGGGGUAGAUUUGUUGCACUGGCCCUUGUGGGAACUACGAUGGACGUGGGGUUUUAUUGCUUUUUAAAUACACCCUUUGUACCUGGAGGGACCUGCUGGCCUGGUUGGGAGGCUUGAAAGACUCAGGCUCCCCAUGCCUGGGGUGGAACGCCGGUGAUUGCUCUAACAACCAGAUUUGACUCAGAUAGAAAAUAAAGGUGGUAUUUUAGCCCUU